AGCUUUUGUCUGUCGGCUUUUCUGAGUAAGUGAAGGCAAGCCGAGUGUUUAUCAUAAUAUGUAGUUGAUAAACACAAAAUCAUGUGAAUAUUAUACGCAUUAAUGACUUCAGAAGCUUUGUUUAUUAAAUGCCAUGGUGGAAGUUUGGACAUUUCGCAUUAAUAUUGCGUAUAAGCUCUUACUGUACGAGUAUAGAGAUAUUGAGUUAAAUGCCAAGACAAAAGCGAGCUCAGGCAGCUCUGCAUGUUCCACCUAAUGGGGAAGCGGACGCGCAGGAGUGUGCAGGGAAAGCCAGCCGAUCGCCCCAGCCGAACAGUCCCGCGCACAAGAAGCGUAGAGCGUUGUCAACACACACUGCCAACAGAUCGAUCAGCACACCUGUCGGAUCGUCGGGAUCGUUUCCCGGCAUCGGUCCGUCGCCGCUGCUGAGCGGAGCCGGCGACGUGAUCGUCGCUCACAACCCGUUCGACGACGCGCCGAUGACGGCAGCCGCGGCCGCGGCGGCACAGAGCCUCGGCACGCCCCUGCUGAGCGUCAGCGUCCAGCAGGGAUACCCCAUCGUGCAGUCGCCGAUGUCAGUGAUGAUGCAGCACAAGCCACUGUCAACCUCGUCUGGUAAAGUCUACCCGCCGAAUCAGCCGAUGAUCUUCAACCCGCAAAAUCCGAACGCGCCGCCCAUCUACCCGUGCGGAAUCUGCCACAAGGAGGUGCACGACAACGACCAGGCAAUACUCUGCGAGAGUGGCUGCAACUUCUGGUUCCACCGCGUGUGCACGGGUCUGACGGAGGGCGCCUACUACAUGCUCACAGCCGAGGUGUACGCCGAGUGGGUGUGCGACAAGUGCCUCGCGACCAAGGACAUUCCGCUCGUGAAGGUCAAGCCCUGAGAGCGCUCGUGAGAGAGAGAUCUCGUUUGAACGGAUAUCGUUAGGAGUUUUCCCCGCGCGAUUGUUGGACGAACCGUCGCUGGUCGACUGAUUUUCGGGUCCGUCGCGGCGGUCGUAGCGAUUGUUAACUGUCGCGAUACUGCUGUGUAAACCACGGCAAGUUGUCAACUGUCACGAUACCACUGUGUUGACCGCUGCAAGUCGUCAACUGUUUGAAGUCGUCAACUUUUGCAAGUCAUAAACGUCUGCAAGUCGUUAACUGUUGCGAAUCAUAAACUAUUGCAAACUGUCAACUGUCGCGUCACCCGUAGCGUCAACCGUCAUAUAGACUGAUAUAUCGCGAUAUCUGACUUUUUGCCGAUCUUCGACUCUAAACCUACGGCCGGCCGGCAGCCCAGCGCGUCACCGUCAACGAUGAAA
This is a messenger RNA of Priapulus caudatus, 1307 nucleotides long. Its product is annotated as protein pygopus-like. The transcript has 4 exons. The record is from RefSeq and is a predicted model, not a curated record. Lineage: Eukaryota; Metazoa; Priapulida; Priapulimorpha; Priapulimorphida; Priapulidae. The coding region runs from base 210 to 887 and encodes 225 amino acids.